This is a messenger RNA of Sitophilus oryzae (rice weevil), 993 nucleotides long. RefSeq lists its product as uncharacterized. The record is from RefSeq and is a predicted model, not a curated record. Lineage: Eukaryota; Metazoa; Arthropoda; Insecta; Coleoptera; Curculionidae. Bases 1 to 726 code for a protein of 241 amino acids. The transcript has 2 exons.
AUGGAUAAAAACAGUAACGUACCUCAAGAAUUAAAUGAAUUUAUUAUUAUUAACGUUGAGUCUGACGAUUCAUCUGUUUCAAAACAAUCAGACUUAUGGACCUGGACAACUAAAAAUACAAAAAGAAUGAUUGAUACUUAUGCUGAACUAAAGCCGAAGUUAGGUACUCAUGCAAUAAAAAAUAUGAAAAGAUUGUGGGAACUUAUAGCUGAAAAAAUGAAUGGGCCAGUUACACCAGCUCAGUGUGAAAAUAAGUGGAGAGUAUUAGAAAGAGCUUACAAAAAAUAUAUAGAUAAUCAAAAAAGUACUGGUCGUGCUAGAAAGUUUUUUGAAUAUGCAGAAGAGAUGGACUUGAUAUUUAAGGGAAAAAAAAAUGUGCAGCCUAUUUUAUUACUCUCUGACACCACAAAAGAUGAUCUUUCAAAUUUAGUAGAGGAUGAUUUAGACAGUUUUUGUGAAACUAAUGUAGUUAAACCAUCAUCUUCUAUACAAGCUGAACCUGAAGUAAAACAAAAAGAAACACUUUCUCCAAUCAAGCACAAUCGGGCUAGGCAAAGAAGCAAUCCCGUGUUAAAUUGGAAUAUUACUUUGGAGAAAAUGAGACAGGAUAGAAAAGAAUAUUACAAUGCACGCAUUCUACAAGAAGGCGAAAAGAUAAAUCUCUUGAAAGAAAGAAAUGCUUUGCUAUCAGAAAAAAAUCAAAUUUUGAAGAAGGCAAAUGUCUAGAACAUAAAACUGAGUUUAAUGUACCUGUGUAGGUAAUACCAUGGUACAAAAAAAAACAAGGUAUGAUUGAUAGAAGCAAUUACGUCAUGCGCUGACCAUGUUUCCAUAAAAAUGAUUAGUUUUUAACCAAUCAAAUAACAGAACGAGAGGAAGUUUCUAUGGAAAUGUGGUCACCACAUGACAUUAUUGCUUCUAUCAAUCAUACCUUGUUUUUUUUUGUACCACGAGGUAAUACCAGUUUGUUGUUAUUUGUUACUUUAAUUAUUG